UUGUUGGAUAUCUGGUAUCACUAGGAAUACAAUCUUUAGUACAAUUAAACAAGGUUCUAUCUUGUGUGUAUCACGAAGAGGAUUACAAUAUAUAAACAGGUACCCUCCAAGCUUAAUUAAUCGCAUUUUUACGGAUUUAUCGCAAUUUAGUACUGUUGUGGAACUAAUUGAGAGUACUAUUAGUGACUUUUGGUCACUAGACGGACAUAUAUGAAACAACAUCACCGUCUGAUGUUGAAAGUGUGUGUACAUUCAGUACGUUACCAUGGGACGAUAUAGGCAAAAUAAGAACUCCACUGAGCUUACCACGCGUGGUAAAGGUCAUACAACCGUUGGGAAGCUCUUGGAGAAUGAUUCCGGGGUAGUGAAGAAUGUAUGUCGCAACAUUGGCGAAGGGCUUUUAGAAAUGAAUAAAACAGUGACAGAAUGGAAAUCAGUCGAGAUUCCAGCGAAGAUAUAUCAGGGAAUGGAUAUGAAAAAAGGCCAUGAGGAUGCAUUCAGCUCAGCUGAUACACCUACGCAUCAGCUGUAUUCACCUCGUUCUCAAUGUGAUAAUGCCAUUGAGACUGUGCAUGAUAGAAAGGGUUUGUUCCCCGAGGAAGUGCUUCAUGAUGACCCCUUUGAUAUGAAAAAUAGGCCCACAAUAUCAUUGGGUGAUAUUAACCAGGGAUUGAAUUUGGAAGAGCUGUUGUACGGCCCUCUCCGUGAUGCCAGGAUAGAGACGCCUAUACUGUCCGCAUCCAGUGUGUCUAAUUACAGAUUCGAGCAGCCUAGGCCAUUUUGGCAUUUGUUUGACGCUAUUAAGUGUGAUGAUAUCUAUAGAAGUAGUGAGGACUGGGGUAUAGAUCGGUCUAUCUAUACCACUUACGCAAGAUCAGGUUUGUUCGCGGACUGCCACAAUGCGGACUCAGUGCAUCACGGGGAAUACUUGAUCGUGCCAGAGUGCGAAAAAUUCGCUGAAUACCGUAUACCCUUGGUUGUUUGCAUUAUAUCCACUAGUAGGGAAACCAGGGUUAACGAGGUACAAAAGGGUAUACCUCCAUUAGCCGUGAAUAUCCUGGAUAGGUACAUUGUGCAGCACAAGACCUCUAUGUCGAGGCUAGUGUCCAUAGCAUAUGCUCACUUUGACAAUACAUCGAGUGCUGCCAGCUCUAAGGCAGGAUCACUGUCAUCCAGCUUGAACACUGGUGACGUAGCCUCAUUGGAUGUAAACAACGUGGCCAAAGAGCUCAAGGAGAAGUAUAAAAAUGAUAAUCUGAUUAAACUAUGUUUCAAGUUUCUCUCGGAUGACGCCUUUGUCUCUAGGAAGACGAAACUAGAUCGAUUGGUCAAUGGCUUCGAUGAUGACAAUGCCGAUACGGAGUCUUGCUAUGACAGUGAUACUGAAGAUUCUGUAUCUGAAUACGAGUGCGGUACCAAGCUAAAGCUAUGUGUAGUCUACAACUUAAUUGCGGCGGCGUGCUUCUUUAUAGCGGAUAGGUACAAUGGUCUUUCCAAUACAUCGGUCAAAGCACUGUUAGUAACUUGGGAGGCCGUAAGCCACGCAUUUACCAAAACACGGGAUGCUGCUAGGUUUAUCAGGGAAAACAGGUCCCUAGCGUUAUCUAUCAUCAUGUCCUAUAUGUUUGAUAUCUACUUUGUCCUGGAUUACAAACUCACGAUACCCUUCCCGUGCCACAUGGUACAGGAUUUAAUCCUGUCGACUACUGACUUCAACUGUUCCCAGACGCCAUCGGAGCACAAUCUAUACCAGAAGCUGGCUGCUAUAUUAGCGCGCAUUGCCUACCUGGAUGACACGUUCCACAAAUACAGGCCUAGCAUUAUUACACUGUCUGUAUACAGCAUAGUGCGCAGAUUAGCUGUAUACAACAAAGUAGUUCAAGAUAGUGGCGCUUGGCUCCUGGUGGAUGAGACAGAUACUGAAAUAAAAUCGUGUUCCGAUCUGUUGAUCAGCACAUUCCAGCAAUAUGUCACUACUGACACACUGGAUGUACUGGCGCAGCCAGUAUACAUGAAACAUCAUGUUGACGAGCUGUUUGGGCUUAUUUUCGACGACCUGUGCGAGUGGAAUGCCAAGACGCUAAGGGGUAUUGCAAGUACCCUGACUUUACUGUGCUAGCAAGUUAACAUAAUG
Messenger RNA from Babesia bovis T2Bo, 2134 nucleotides. RefSeq lists its product as uncharacterized. NCBI's taxonomy places the organism in Eukaryota, Apicomplexa, Aconoidasida, Piroplasmida, Babesiidae. The transcript has a single exon. The record is from RefSeq and is a predicted model, not a curated record. The coding region runs from base 266 to 2119 and encodes 617 amino acids.